Messenger RNA from Ipomoea triloba (trilobed morning glory), 950 nucleotides. Its product is annotated as 39S ribosomal protein L41-A, mitochondrial-like. Gene Ontology annotation, molecular function: structural constituent of ribosome. Gene Ontology annotation, cellular component: mitochondrial large ribosomal subunit. Gene Ontology annotation, biological process: translation. Lineage: Eukaryota; Viridiplantae; Streptophyta; Magnoliopsida; Solanales; Convolvulaceae. The record is from RefSeq and is a predicted model, not a curated record. Bases 59 to 340 code for a protein of 93 amino acids. The transcript has 3 exons.
UAUUAUCGUCGGUUUUUCAGAUUCCUACGCUGGUUCUUCGGGUAACAAGUAGAAGAAAAUGGCGCUGGGGCUAUUGCUUGGACUUGCAAGGUCAUCAUUCAGAAGAAAGCGAACAUCUUCUCUCGAAAUUCUCACUUCCAAACGUGGUCCGAGGGGUUUCUACAAGGGCAAGAAUUGCAUACCCACGGGCUUCCACACUCGCAAAGGUGGUUAUGUCGUGGUUCCAGAAAAGCUUCCUAAUUAUGUGGUUCCCGAUUUAACUGGUUUCAAGCUAAAGCCAUAUGUAUCGCAGUGCCCAACAGAAGCCAAAACAGCAGAGGCUGCCGAUUCUGCUAAAUAAUAUGAGUAGGAAGUACACAAUUGUUCCCCUCAAAUGCAGACGCUGAUCAUGCUUCUUCACUUCAAUGUACUUCUUUUGCUCUUUCCUAUGAAAGAUUUCAUCGCACACUCCGAAUGCAUUCCCCUAAUACAUUACAUUAGAUUAGUUGAUCCCUACAUGUUCGUUUCUUCACUCUCGAACCCCCUUUCAUGUUAUUAUUCGGGAUGUAAUAAUGUACCAUUGCUUCUUCUAUUCCUCCUCAUUCUGCACCUAGAUGUUGCAAGAUAGAUGGGUUAGCAGCUCCUUGGGUGCGGUUUUGGCCACAUUCUUAGUAUAUUUUUUUUAGAUCAUCAGGACGGGAAACACACCCGAAUCAAAGCACUACGAGUUACAAAGAACAUCUAGAUCUGUUGUUUAUUAGUGGAGAAGAUUGUGAUUGGUUUUUUCUUUUUUUGGCCUAAUUUUUGAAAGUUAUGGAUUCCAUGAAGAUAUAUAAAGUGGGUCAGAAUAAGUAGCCAUGAAGCAAAGGUGGAUGCAGAAAGUGUGUCUUACUGUCUUAGAUACAUUGCUUAAAGAUGUUGCAUUUGCACAUUGUUAAGUAUGCAAUUCAUCUCAGAUCUAAUCAUUUCAA